UUCUUUUGACCUCUUUUGUUUUUAAUUUUCUCAAAAGCUUUGAUUAUUCUUCCGUCUUCUAAAGAAGAAGGAUGAAGAACGAGGAACAGUCAAGAUCUCUGUUUGGAAUCUCUCUGUCUGAUCGACCAACAUGGCAACAGUUUCUCAUCUGCACUUCUGGUUUCUUCUUUGGUUACCUCGUCAACGGAGUUUGCGAGGAAUAUGUUUAUAAUCGCCUGCAAUUUAGCUUUGGUUGGUACUUCACGUUUAUACAAGGAUUUGUCUACUUGUUCCUGAUCUACCUUCAGGGGUUCACCACAAAGCAUAUUGUGAAUCCUAUGAGAACAUAUGUCAAACUAUCUGCUGUUCUCAUGGGAUCACAUGGUUUAACCAAAGGCUCUUUGGCUUAUCUCAAUUAUCCUGCUCAAAUCAUGUUCAAAUCCACUAAGGUGUUGCCUGUGAUGAUAAUGGGAGCUUUCAUACCCGGUCUGAGGAGAAAAUACCCGGUCCACGAAUACAUUUCAGCCUUCUUGCUGGUUCUUGGUUUGAUACUAUUCACAUUAGCAGACGCACAAAUGUCUCCAAACUUCAGUAUGAUUGGGAUUUUGAUGAUUACUGGUGCAUUGAUCAUGGAUGCUUUCUUGGGUAAUCUUCAAGAAGCCAUUUUCACAAUGAACCCCGAGACAACUCAGAUGGAGAUGCUUUUCUGCUCAACGGUUGUUGGACUACCGUUCUUGUUCGUUCCCAUGGUUUUGACCGGAGAGCUUUUCCGUGCUUGGACUGCGUGCUGGCAACAUCCGUAUGUGUACGGUGUGCUUGUAUUCGAAGCUAUGGCCACAUUCAUCGGUCAAGUCUCGGUUCUAUCCCUCAUUGCCCUAUUUGGAGCCGCUACAACCGCCUUGAUAACAACGGCUAGGAAAGGAGUUACGUUGUUGCUGUCAUAUUUGAUAUUCACCAAGCCAUUGACCGAGCAGCACGGGUCGGGAUUGCUGUUGAUAGCAAUGGGAAUAGUGUUGAAGAUGGUUCCGAUGGAUAGUAAACCUCCUAGCAAGAUUCCGGCGAGACAAGCGGUUAGGAACGGUGGAGGUGAGGGUGAUAGAGACGAGGAUGAAGAGAGGAAGUCAUUGGUUUAAUAAUUUGCUAUGUAUCUAUCUAUAUAUAUAUACAUUUUAUUUCAGAAGUUUUAAAGGAUUUAUAGACAGAAGAAAGAAACACAAAGAUGGCGAUGAAGGCAAAUAGAAUAAUAAAAAAUGUUUUAUUUUGCCAGAAAUUAAGUAUUUAAUUAUGAUCUUACAAUGUAAACUCUAUAAAUUAAUGUUCAAUAAUAAAUUAAUAAA
This is a messenger RNA of Raphanus sativus (radish), 1316 nucleotides long. Its product is annotated as UDP-galactose/UDP-glucose transporter 2. The record is from RefSeq and is a predicted model, not a curated record. The coding region runs from base 72 to 1112 and encodes 346 amino acids. NCBI's taxonomy places the organism in Eukaryota, Viridiplantae, Streptophyta, Magnoliopsida, Brassicales, Brassicaceae. The transcript has 7 exons. Gene Ontology annotation, molecular function: transmembrane transporter activity. Gene Ontology annotation, cellular component: Golgi membrane; endoplasmic reticulum membrane. Gene Ontology annotation, biological process: transmembrane transport.